UUUGGAUCUUUGGCUUCGACUUGACACCUCCGACACAACGACACCUCUCUUUGGCAUCGCCAUUGUUCAAGUCAAUUGGGACAAGUACUGUAGUAAACCGAUCUUCCAAUCAAUCAAAAAAGCCAACACUCUAUCAUCAAUUGAGUUGAAGAAACAUGAAGCGUUCAUCUUCUCUUGUACCACCAGUCUGUUGGACGGUUGCCCUACUGAUCUGGCUGGGCCCGUCUAUCAUUCCCCGCUGCCACGCCAGAUCCUUGGACAAGCCUUAUUUCCUGAAGGGAACUUCCACUAGUAGUUUGUGGACCAGAGGAGGUGGGGGAGGCAACAGCAAGAGUACUAGUAGCGAAUCGUUCAACUUUCACAAGAACAAACCGAUUGUUCCUUCUCCCAAGGAAACGUUGGAUGAUUUGGAAGCCACUGCGAGUGACGAGUACAUUGCGCACAUUAUCGAUCAAGUGUCGUUGAAUUCCACCAUUCGAGGCGACAUUAUCUUGAAAUACAAACCCCACCGACUCUGGUUGUGGAGACGAUGGCACGGGACCAUCUUGCAGAGUUCCUUGUCCAAAAUGUUUGGCAACAUGCUCUUGACAGCCGUCAUUUGUCUCUUACUGGGAAGAGUCUGUGGCUUGAGUACCCAAGAGAACUUGGCCAAUCCCAUGACGUGGAUGCAGGAUUCGUCCUGUAUUUGGAUUGCCCGUCUCAAGGUAUUUGACAAACUAUGGCAUUAUCAAAUGCAACUCACUACCUUUAUAUUGACAUUCUUCCUCACACAAGCAUACACGCUCUGGAGAGACAUGUACGCCACGGGACGCAAAAUACAAGGACGCAUCAGUGAUGUCGGCAUUUUACUCGCGACGCAUGUCGUGCGCGACAAACACAACCAAUUGUCCCCGGAAGCACUUGACUUUCUUCACGAUACCGCCCGCAAUCUACGGCUCUAUCAUGUACUCGUAUGGGCAUCGGUCUCGCGACAAUUCAAGGUCCUCCUCACCAACCGUGGCAUGACGGCAUUGCUGCAACGAGGAGGAUUUAUCACACCCAAAGAACUCGAGACGCUUCGACAAUUGACGGAUUUGCCCGUCACGGCACGACACAAUGCCAUUGUCGAAUGGAUCGUCAUUCGGUCUUUGGAUGCCACCCAACGAGGGAUUCUCCUGGAUCGACAAGAACUCUUUGCAUUAUUAUUGGACAAAAUCGGUGUGUUAAAAGGCACCGCCGCCGGGAUUGGGGACAUUGUCGAUGGACGCAUGCCACUGGCGUACGCCCAUUUUGUCCAGGUUCUCGUCGAUUGCUUUCUCUUUGCCGCACCGCUGGCACUUGUUUCCGAACUCGGAUGGCUCAGUAUCAUUUGUGUCGCAUUCAUGACCUUGUUUUACGAAGGACUCCUCGAUCUUGCCAAGAUUUUCUUGGAUCCACUCAACAAUGAAGAUUAUUGCGAAGGAGGGAUUGAUAUGGAUCUGGGCGUAUUUGUUCGAGAAGCCAAUGCGGGGACGGUAAAGUGGUUGCAUGGUGCCAAAGUGUUGCCGUUUGACACGAAACCUCCCAAACGACGAAAUUGAAAGGUAGCUAUUUUAAAAAUAGUGAGAGUCCUCCAUUGUCAACACAGCAGUCGACAAUGUACCGUAUCGUGGAAACAUCACCAGUACAUGUAGUACAAACAAAACGUUAAGCCAGACAAGGAAUACGUAUAGGAGAAGGCUCAUCGAAAGAUUGCCCUGCUAGCAUUACAUAGCUGCUACUAUCAUCCUCUGUAAAACAUCUUCGUCGGCGUCCCCGGCCCACCUUUACUGCCAAGUCGAGUCGGGAUCAAGCUGUACACUAGCCUGAAGCCUGAAGAUACUGCAGUUGCUGUUUGUCAUUUGUCCUUUCCUUCCGGUCUGGUUCGGUCUUGGUCAUUGCCAGAAUCUGAAUUCAAUCAAUCAAUCAACCUUCUUCGCCGAUCCAAAUUGGCUGUUCUGCCAAAGCAAGUAGGUCAGCAGAAGGUACAUGGGUUGAUCAAUAAAGUCAAAGCUCACAAUGACAUCGUAGAAUCCGACAAAGUAAUAAAACACAAACGUUACAAGUGUGCCAGAGAGCAGGAAUGUCUUGGGUGCAAAGUUGGGGUCGUAGACAAGGUGCAGCCAUUUCGUCCAAAGAGCAAAGGUUGUCACAGUGUCAACACAAUCGUGAAACUCCACACUGACUCCAACGAGAAGAGAGAGGAGCGGAUAAACCAACAUGGAGCUAUCCCAUGGUGUGUUUGUCAGGCGUGUAGCCAUGCAGAAGAAGAAGGCAUGCAUGGCCACUUCAAAGCAUGUUGUAUGGAACAUGUUCAAGGUCCCGUAGGCAAAACAAUAGUGAUUGAUGGAAUGGAGCAGGUCCAAUACAAGAAACACGUUCCCAAGUGGUCUCUCAACCAAGAACCUUGUAAAGACAGGGUUGGAGAGGACCCAAAGAUGCACAAUGACGUUGUUGAAAACAUUCAUUACCAGGAGAGCUUCAUUGUCUUGGAUUAGAGAGCUCUUCUUGAUAGGGGUCUUUUAUGCGCUUCGCUCGUUCUGUUUGCAGAGUAAAGAUUGUGAGAAGAGAGCAUAGAGGACUCCCUUUCAGUUGUCUUGUUGCUGAUCCUUUCUUCGUUACUGGUACGAAUGAUAGACGUAGUCCUGAGCACCGACCUAAGCUCAGCUGCUGGUCGUCAAGACAUGAACAGGCCUAGUAGUGAGUACUGGUGUCACUGUUGCGGAUGUGUGUCUGUGUGUCUGCAUGGUUGUCGCAAUGCUCAAGUCUCAGCCUGUGGGAGUCACCGUGAAGGUGUGCGGGAGUGAACUAGACCUGAAGCAAUAUAAAGACAAAACACGUUAAGGCUUCUGCUACCGCUGAGAGAAUCUGGCAAAUCUUUGUAUCUUUCGCA
Messenger RNA from Seminavis robusta, 2890 nucleotides. The record is from the annotation of a GenBank genome assembly. Lineage: Eukaryota; Bacillariophyta; Bacillariophyceae; Naviculales; Naviculaceae.